AUGCACGACCUCGUCACCGCCGAGCGAAUGCAGGAGUUUGCGGCAUAUGCCGAUCGACAUGAGCUCUUCGAGCUCUUUGAGCAUUUGGUCUCCAAAAUGCUGAUCGAGCGUCCCAGCGACAUCCACCAGUUCCUCAUUGAAAACAUCCCCAAGCCCAGGAUUCCGUCCAUCGUGGUCGUCAGCCCACCAGCCUCCGGAGAGUCGACAAUCUGCUCCAGCAUCGCCAAGCAGUAUGGCGCAGUCCAUAUCCAAGUUUCUGCCUUGCUUCGGGUCGCGAUCGAGAAGCAGACGGCUCUAGGUGUCCAGGCCAAGCCGUAUAUGGAGAAGGGACAGCUUGUGCCGGACGUUAUCAUUCUCGGCCUUGUUACUGCGCGACUUCAAGAUGCCGACGUCCUUCAGCGAGGAUAUGUUCUCGAAGGGCUUCCCCGAACCAAAGAGCAGGCAUUUGGGAUGCAAAAAAAGGGUAUACUUCCCGAACACAUCAUACUUUUUGAGAUUCCCGACGAUACCAUUGUUGAUUAUCUCAGCAACCUACGCUUCGAUCCGGUGACCUCCAAGAUGUACCAUCUUAAAGUUGAUCCACCGCCAUCAAAUCCCAUGGUGGAAGCUCGGCUGGUUUCCAAGGCUCACGAUAGCGAGCCGAUUGUUCGCGCCCGCUUAGCGCUGUAUCAUCGCCAUAUCCCAGGAAUCAAAGCCUGCUUUAGAGGUUUCAUCCGCAACUUCAAGUUUGAUCAAGGCAUCUUUGGCAAUGAGCGACAGGUGCUGAAGCAGGUUCUGCUCUAUCUAGGGAUGAAGAGAGAGUCCCGAGCGCCACGCAGCCACCGGGUCAUUUUGAUGGGGCUGACUGGAUGUGGCAAGACAACGAUCGCGCACAUGCUCCACCAAAAAUACGGAUUUAUACAUGUUUCGCCAAAGCUGGCAAUAUUGAGCGAAAUUUCAAACAGAGGGAACAACGCCGAGGUUCUGCGCCCCUUUGUCGAUCGCGCUGAGGAAGCACCCGAGGAUUUGAUCAUUGAAUUGAUAAUCAAGCGCUUGAAGUCGUCGGACUGCGUCGACAAAGGAUGGAUUCUUGAGGGAUUCCCUCGCACCACUGCUCAGGCGAUGGAGUUGCAAAGUCGAGGAAUUAUGCCAAACCGGGUUAUAUGGCUGGAAACGCCGGCCGAAGUGUGCUUGUCAAGAUUGACGAAGCGGCGCUUUGAUCCAGAAACUGGGCGCGUUGUCCACACCGACCAUCUUCCAUCAGAAGUGACUGCCGCCGAAUUGGACUCUUGGAUCCAGAAGGACAGGGACUCGGAAGGUCAAGUUCGAGCACGGUUGGAAUAUGAAGCAAGCCUCAAGUCCGAACUUCAGAGCUUUUACGGCGUUCGGUCGAUUGCGGACGCGGGCCACCCAUCUUCCCAGAGAGUCGGCAUUAUGCAUGAAAUCGACUCCUUGGACGUGGGAGAGGGCCAGGGAUUUGGUGGCGCCACGAACCCAUCAGCAAACACCUGUUUUGAGUUGGUGGAAGGAAUGCUGAUGCGCUCGAUCCCGGCCCAGCUUCCAAGCUAG
Polychytrium aggregatum is the source of this 1548-nucleotide messenger RNA. Its product is annotated as adenylate kinase-domain-containing protein. Gene Ontology annotation, biological process: nucleoside triphosphate biosynthetic process. Gene Ontology annotation, molecular function: nucleoside diphosphate kinase activity; AMP kinase activity; ATP binding. NCBI's taxonomy places the organism in Eukaryota, Fungi, Chytridiomycota, Chytridiomycetes, Polychytriales. The transcript has 7 exons. Gene Ontology annotation, cellular component: cytoplasm. The coding region runs from base 1 to 1548 and encodes 515 amino acids. The record is from RefSeq and is a predicted model, not a curated record.